AUGUCUCAAGACACCAAUUUCAUACUCCAUCAGGCAGCUAGUCAUGAGGAUGUCUACUUGUAUGAAUAUGAAGACAGCCCAGGUCCUGAUUGUGAAGAUCUUGCCUUUGAUCUCAGAUGCAGAUCCAAAAGCCCCUGGAAUGAUAAGGUCAUUGGCUUGCUCCUUGAAGAAUUGCAGAGAAGGGAUGACAUAGAGAGCUGGCCAUUUCAAAGGUCAGAGGCAUAUUUCAGGGAAAUUCUUCAAGCUCACUACAAGCACCUGUGUAUGAUCUGGAUGGCUGCACAACCCAAGGUUACAGCAAUGGGUGGAGUGGAGACUCCUGCAGAGGUAGAGCAGAGGCUGAUCACGAAGAAGGACAAGACAUUGAAAGCAACUCAUCAAACAAUGUGUCGGAAAAAUAAAUAUCUUCACAGAGUCAUGGUUCUUAAUCAUCUCGUCAAGCACAGGAUGGACAAGAACAAGGAAGACAUCCCAGCCUGGGAGUGGCUUCAGUUCAAAGCCGAUGAAAUGGAUACAGUCAGCCGGGAAUCCAAUGACAUCCAGAAGAGAAGUGGAUGGAUUGCCUGA
Suillus fuscotomentosus is the source of this 567-nucleotide messenger RNA. RefSeq lists its product as uncharacterized. Bases 1 to 567 code for a protein of 188 amino acids. The transcript has 3 exons. The record is from RefSeq and is a predicted model, not a curated record. Lineage: Eukaryota; Fungi; Basidiomycota; Agaricomycetes; Boletales; Suillaceae.